CACCAACCUCUCUCUCUCUCAUCUCUUGAUCACCACCACGCACUCUUGUCGACAUGAAAGUCGCCAUCAUCGGCGGCGGAGUCUCUGGGCUCUCAAGCCUUUGGGCCCUUGAAAACUUUUCGUCGCACGAGGUUCACCUAUACGAGUCCGGGCCGUACAUCGGCGGGCACACGAAUACCGUCAAUUAUCAACCGCCACCUGCCGCUCACUCUGCAGCGGGCAAGGAGCUAGCUCCUACGCCAGUCGAUACCGGUUUCAUCGUCUUCAAUACCGUCACAUAUCCGAACUUCUUGCGUUUCGUCAAGUAUGUCGGGGCAGAGAUCCUCGAAUCGGACAUGAGUUUCUCGGUGUCCCGAUGGGGGAUACCAAGACUCCCAGAGAGGUUGACCUUCUUUGCUUGCCUGUUCCCUACAAUCAUCUAUUCGGACGGCAAUGAUACCAGCAAGAAGCAGAGUGGCAGUGCAGCUUCGGCUUACGGUCGUCGCUCCUCAGCUCCGCCCUCCCCUUCACGACAAACCCUCUCCCGUCCUGGGGAGCGAGGCAACAAGCCCGUUCGCGGCUGGUUCGAGUGGGCAGGUGGAUCACCCGCAGCCUUGUUCUGUCAGAGUACCAAUCUGCUGAAUCCGAGUCAUUGGAGGAUGGUGUGGGAUAUUAUUCGGUUCAACAAUCAGAGCCUGGAGACGUUGCGGCACUUUGAGGAGACGAGUCGGCGUGGCGGGUCGGGCGAGGGAGAUGAGGGAACGAUUGGGGAGUGGUUGGAUGAGAAAGGGUACGGAGCUGCCUUCAGGCGCAACUACCUCAUUCCAAUGACAGCCUCCAUCUGGUCAACACCUCCCUCCCUCGCCUUCUCCUCCUUCCCCGCCAUCACCCUCCUCCGCUUCAUGCACAAUCACCAUCUGCUGCAAAUUCUCGACAGGCCGCAAUGGCUCACUCUCAAGUCCGGGUCGCGCACAUACGUCGAAAAGGUACUGGCCAACGUCCCCACCAACCGAAUCCACCACAGUGCCCAGGGAGGCGGCAAGGUGACGCGCGUCUCGCGAGAGGGUAAAGAAGGGCAAUGGCGCAUCAAGAGUGCGGAUGGGGCCGAGGAGACAUUCGACCACGUUAUCUUUGCUUGCCAUGCGGACACGACUCUGUCCCUCCUUGAUCCGGUCCUGCCUGCGGAGGACGCAAGGCGCUUCGCCCUCUCACAAUUUGAAUUCAGCAAGAAUGAGGCCGUCCUCCAUGCAGAUGAGCGACUGAUGCCCGUACGCCGUUCAGCCUGGUCCGCCUGGAACUUCAUCGCUGAGCAACAAGCGCAUCCAGCGAACAAAUCCUUACCGAACGGGGCUCUCCCUUCCACCAUUCGCCAAGGACCCACGCAAGACGCAGACCGAGUCGCUCUCACCUACUGGAUGAAUCUCCUCCAAUCCCUCCCCGAAUCGCGACAUGGGCCUGUGCUGGUAACUCUCAAUCCGCCAACAUCCCUUGAAGCUCGACCACGGCAGGAGCUAGUAGCCGCCCGCUAUUCUUACGAGCACCCAGUCUAUACAGCGCGCAGCGUCAAGGCGCAACGUAGCCUCGUUCCGCUGCAAGGACAGGAUGGCUUACACUUUGCCGGCGCAUGGCUCAACUACGGAUUCCACGAGGACGGCUUUUCGUCAGGACUCAAGGUGGCAGAGAAGCUGGGCGCUAAGCUCCCCUUCGACAUUAAGAGUGCAGAGCGGCCCUUGCCAAAGAGGGAUUGGGCUCUUCUGCUCGUCUCCCUCCUCGAAUUCGGGAGGCGUCACCUCCUCGCUCCGCUUGUCUCGACCUUCCUCUACCCGAUUGUGGUGUGGGGCACAAUUCUCCUCGAGAUGGCAGCAAAUGUGGCCUUCUUCCUCGUCAUGCGGGCAAAGGGUGAGAGAGUGAGCGGGCAGCGUUGUGCGAUCAGGAAUGAGUUCAGGAGGGUCAGGGCGGAUUGGGAGGAGAGUCGGUGGGAGGACGAGAGUGGGAAGAGGGUGGGUGGGGGAGGGAUGUGGGCGAGAGAAGGUGCCAAAUGA
Jaminaea rosea is the source of this 2021-nucleotide messenger RNA. Its product is annotated as FAD/NAD(P)-binding domain-containing protein. Gene Ontology annotation, molecular function: oxidoreductase activity. Bases 54 to 2021 code for a protein of 655 amino acids. The record is from RefSeq and is a predicted model, not a curated record. The transcript has 2 exons. NCBI's taxonomy places the organism in Eukaryota, Fungi, Basidiomycota, Exobasidiomycetes, Microstromatales.